AAUUGAUGGAAUUUUAAAAUGUUUCUCGUCAUCUCGUUAUUGUUUGUUAAUUUAGUUCGGGCAUCUGAAAAGCCUGUUAUUUUUCCAACGCAUUCCAUCAGCCAUGGUUCUCUCCAUCCACGCACGUUUUACCUGACAAACGAGCAAGAAAAUGAAGUUAUCAGAAGAGUUGUUUGUGAAGAUUUCGAUUGCCCAUUCUUCACAGUUGAAAGAGAUCAUCCCAACUUCAUGAGACCAUCCCAACUCCAACAGAGAAAUUAUAGGGAAUCAAAAUUCCUAUUCUCGUCCGACAGGCAAAAAUGCAAUGCAACCAAAACUCUAGAUUUAGCCAUGAGCAAACUUACUGCUUAUAGACAAGGAUCAAAUGCGCGUGAAAAAGUAUAUCCUGCAACUCAACCAGUUCUCGUUCAGAUUGACCAAUUUUCUACAGUUCGUUCCAGCAAUCCUUGGUGUCGAUUGACCUUCACUGCUGGGUUUUACACACCUCAUUAUUGGGGAAUCCCCGCUGCUCCUCUCGAAGCUUCGCUCAAAUUUCUCCAGCUUAAUGAAAAUUUUCCGGUUUUUGUCCAUACAUUUACCGGUUCCAUCGAACGUCAUUUACUUAAUGAGGUCGAAAUCUUUCGAGAAAAUUUAGAAAAACUUCAACUGUGUUACAAAUCAAUUAGGUUUUAUUUAGCCCUGUACGAUAUACCAGUUCUUAAAGAUGAUUCCCGACACGAAAUAUGGUUCGAAAAGUGUUAAAAAAUACGAAUUUCUGUACUAAUGAUGUCAUGUGAUAUAUUGUAUAUAUUAUCUACAAGGUU
Centruroides sculpturatus (bark scorpion) is the source of this 803-nucleotide messenger RNA. RefSeq lists its product as uncharacterized. NCBI's taxonomy places the organism in Eukaryota, Metazoa, Arthropoda, Arachnida, Scorpiones, Buthidae. The transcript is spliced from 2 exons. The record is from RefSeq and is a predicted model, not a curated record. The coding region runs from base 19 to 741 and encodes 240 amino acids.